This is a messenger RNA of Rhinocladiella mackenziei CBS 650.93, 723 nucleotides long. RefSeq lists its product as uncharacterized. NCBI's taxonomy places the organism in Eukaryota, Fungi, Ascomycota, Eurotiomycetes, Chaetothyriales, Herpotrichiellaceae. The record is from RefSeq and is a predicted model, not a curated record. The transcript has a single exon. Bases 1 to 723 code for a protein of 240 amino acids.
AUGGCAACAGAUGCGAAUGACCCUGAGAUUACUGCUCGUGCUACGCUUGCUCUUCUCGAAACGCGUCUUCAUCGAUUAGAAUUCUUACUCACCGGUUCAAGCAAUGAAGAUGGUGUUCCGCAUCCCACCACCAAACCCGCACAUAGUAGGGAGACGGUUUGGGCGAAACUGGAUGCUCUAGAGGCUGAACUGGGUAAAUUGAAGAAGGUGAAUGGUCCUGCCGGGACAGUUGUACGCGACCUAGACCGACUAUGUGGGCGAAGCAUCCUGAAGACAUCACAUCUCUCUGACGUCCAGCUGAUGAAGGCCUUAGAUACUAUGUUCCCGGACCUGUUCGCUUCCGUAACAACCACUUCAGCAAUACCCAAAUCGGAAGAUUUGAGCACGCUCGCCUCUAUUGUGCUCUCACAUGCGACCUUAUUCCCCGAGACCGCAUCAAGAUUGUCUUCCCUACAAACACUACAAGUUCCUCGGGGAGAACAGAGCGUGAAAUUGAUAUCUUUAAUCCCUAGACUGGAUAAAUGCCAAGAAGAUGAACAACAUAUACAAGAUGAGGUCCGUGAGCUUCGAGAGCGCAGUGCAAGAUGCUUGGAUUGGUGGGUGAAGACUGGAGUCAUCGGGAUGGGCGAUUUGUGGGAGAACUGGGAAAGGAGGAUUACGCAAGUCGAGAGAAGUGUCAUUCGUUUCGAGAGACGAGCAAAAGAAGAACAAGGAUACCUCUGA